CUGAAAGUUGCAUUGUAACACUUUCGCUUAACUUCUGCGCCAUCUGCAUCGAAGAAACGUGGAAGAGCCAUAGGGUUUUUGACAGCUGGAGGAUUACCCGAAGAGCCUCCGGUCGGAAGGAGAGCUUUCGUGGAACUGCUUCCCUGACUCUUCUUGUGAUUGGCACCGCUAGACUUCACUGCAGCUGCCUUGGCAUCAGUUUCGUGGAUCCACGAAGUACUCAAGAUAAUUGCGCAGAUAGUGAUGACGGCGCUGGCUGACAACUUUGCGAAAAUCUGCUGUGGCCACAUGAGUCUUGUUGCAAUGCUGAAACUUGUCUUCUGGUCUUCAGUUGCGGUUCGCCUAGAAGUACAAUUGCAAUGUUCAAGCGUUAUAUGACAUUUGCGGCUCAGGAGGUUACAGUUGUCGCGCACGUGUCAAUUACCUAUAUCGCAAUCCAAGGAGACGAUUUCGCAUGGCCAUAUGUCACCUGUUGAACGCGUGGAUUCUAUGGACAUAUGCCUAUACACGUGGGGCAAUGUCUCAAAAGGUCUUUGCAUCCACUGUCUAUGUAUCGAAGAAUGAAGUAGAAACCUGGAUGGUUGAUCGGGCCUUAGUAGAAUGGAGAACAAGACAGCAAUAUACUGUAUACUUAUGCCUGCCAGGGUUCAAAAAGAGACAGAUAACGGAGAGAGGAAGGAGAGCGCAGGUGCUGGCUGACGUAGAUUUGAGUGUCUUUCUGAGAGGUUUCAACAAUUAGUUAGACAUUAGUGAAGCUUGUGUCUUCAUGAGAUGGACGACCGCAAUAUAGCGAGAGACUGAGUCACCAACUACAUGGCUCCGAUGAAGCCUAGUCCAUGCAAAGACAUGACUGUGACUAUGCAGCUACACUCGUCUGGCCAGAUUCCAGUGGCUCAGAACCGGUUGAUAUUGAGCCGCAGAAUGACAAUGAAGACAGCAGACGUUGAUGAUCUAAUCUGAGAAAUCUGAU
This is a messenger RNA of Protomyces lactucae-debilis, 970 nucleotides long. RefSeq lists its product as uncharacterized. The transcript has a single exon. The record is from RefSeq and is a predicted model, not a curated record. The coding region runs from base 455 to 739 and encodes 94 amino acids. Lineage: Eukaryota; Fungi; Ascomycota; Taphrinomycetes; Taphrinales; Protomycetaceae.